GGGACGCCGUACCCGUACGGGAUGAGGCGAAGGCGCAUAGCGCAAAGGUUGCUGCACCAGCGAAUAGUGGGGCUGUCUGUGACAGAUCCACGAGCGUUGGCAGCGGCAACACGUGGACGUCCGCAAGGACGGGGGCGAAGCGUAGGGGCCACGGCGGAGCUGGCCAUCCCAACAGCACCAACCCGUCUCUUCCCUUAGGGUUGAAGAGUGGGGGCGCAAAGCAAGCACCCCUCGGGGAGCCGACUAGCGCUGGUGCUGGGGGGAUUGGCCGCGGAGCAACGGCCAACUGCGGGAGGGACGCACCGCUUCCAAAUUCUGGUGGGGCGGCUCCGGGCGCCAUAGACGACGCUACUGCACCCCAGGGUGCGGAUGCGCAGUCGGGUGGAGGAGUAGCCCCAACCAGGAGGCAGAAGAGGCGUGCGAAGGCGCGGGAGAAUAGGGACGCGCAAGUGGGGGCCGGACCCUCCACUAGUGGGGCGGGGAGGCAGCCUAACAAGAGGUCACUGGGGGCCAGUGGCGACUCUUCUCUGCUCGCUGGCGACCACAAGCGAACGAGGGUGGGGGGGACGUUUGCUGAGGUAGCGGCGAGCGAGAAGAUGGCUAUCGUCCCAGUGGCCUUUCCUGGGGAAAAGGUGAUGUUGGAGCAUAGGUCGGCCAUAGUGAGCGUCCUGCUCGUAGCUUUGGACGAGGCGGCCGAUCCUAUGCCCGACAUCACACUAGGUGCUGUCACGGGGGUGCGCUUCACAUCACCUGCGGAGGAAGCGACGCAGUGGGAUGGCUCCGCUCGGUGAUCGGAAGAGGAGAGAUCGGCGGGCGGCGCCUGAAAGUCGUGGCUGCUAAAGAUCUGCCGAAGCCGGUCAAGAUGGCCUGGCGUACGGCGAUCGAUGGCAGCCAGGACGUGUCGCUGGCUCUGCGGGUGAUGCAGAGGCGCAACCCUAAACUCCGCACCGACGAGUGGAAGGUGGUCGACACCGUGAUGUCGGAGCUGAACACCAGGCGCAUCGUUCUGAUGGACCAGGUGUCAGCUGACGUCAUCAGGGAGGCCGGCUACGUUCUUCACUCGGGGCUCGACACCAGCCACUUCAAGCUCCUGGAGACGGGGAAGGAGCGUGAGCAUGAAGAGGCUGGGGUGGAGCCCGGCGCGGACGGGGGGAGGGGGACUCGGUGGCCGAUGAGGCUGCGGGCGCCGCGGGGGCGGCGACGGGGGAGGCCCCGGAGCGGGACGCGCCGCCUGGCGCUCCUGCGGAGGUGGCUCGGGACCGGUCAGAGGCGGGGGAAGUGGUGCUAGUCGGGGAGAGUUUCGCCGGGCUGCGCUGGACCCGAGAGUCGUCACCGAUCCUAUCGGUGGCGGGCUCGGAGGACCUGCGCGGUCUGGAGGAACUCUACCUGGAGGGCACCACUUCGCCCAUGUCCUGCGACAACACGGUCCAGGAGGCGGCCGCUGAUCUCAGCACCGCCAAACACUAACCGCCGUAAUGGAGGGGCUAAGGGAUCUGACCACGGUCAAGAUCCUGAAUAAAGGGGGG
Messenger RNA from Leguminivora glycinivorella, 1526 nucleotides. RefSeq lists its product as uncharacterized. The transcript is spliced from 2 exons. The record is from RefSeq and is a predicted model, not a curated record. Lineage: Eukaryota; Metazoa; Arthropoda; Insecta; Lepidoptera; Tortricidae. Bases 863 to 1288 code for a protein of 141 amino acids.